AUGGAUGGAAUUGCAGUCGUUGAUGAAGAGAAAGCAAAGAAACUACGAUUGUUCUUACUAAAGAAAAUUCAACCCUUCGGUUCUGUGGUUAAGAACGACAUUUUCAUACCUAUCGAUCCAGAGACGGGGAAAAGCUAUGGAGCUGCUCUUUUCGAGAUGGCGAGUCCUGAGGAAGCAAAGAAAGUGAUUUCUGGACUUCAUAACACACCUAUGGAUAAACUUCACACAUUCCAUUUAUAUAGUUAUGCGGAUAUCGUCGAUUCUCUUCAAGAUCCCAACACAAUGGAGUUACCCAACAAAGAAUCGUUUGCUCCGCUGAAGAAGCUCGCCUCUACCCCAAGCGGUCUACAUUCGUGGAUGCAAGACGCAUUCCAACGCGACCAAUUCCUUAUCCGGUACAAAGACCAAGUGGAAGUGUACUGGUGCGACUCUCCCUCGCCACAGCUUGCACACGACGGCAAGAACGACCUCGCCUGUUCGCAGCCGCUGAUGCUGCGAUUGUCAAUAGGCAUAAAUCACACUCAAAUCUUCGAAUCGAAGCUCUUUCUCAUUGUCUGA
This is a messenger RNA of Blastocystis hominis, 558 nucleotides long. RefSeq lists its product as hypothetical. The transcript has 3 exons. Lineage: Eukaryota; Bigyra; Opalinata; Blastocystidae. Gene Ontology annotation, biological process: translational initiation. The record is from RefSeq and is a predicted model, not a curated record. Bases 1 to 558 code for a protein of 185 amino acids. Gene Ontology annotation, cellular component: eukaryotic translation initiation factor 3 complex. Gene Ontology annotation, molecular function: RNA binding; translation initiation factor activity; translation initiation factor binding.